AUGGGUUCUACUAUACUUUCUCCCAAUCAACAAUCAAAAGUGAUGCAGGCAGCUUUUGCUGAUCACAAUGGAAGGCAGAAUUCUCCUUUGACUUUGAAAUAUAAGAAAGCAUGCUAUCAUAAUUAUAGGUUAAAGAGGCAUAAGAUUGCAGUUGAUAUAGACACGAUGGAGCCUGAGCAGAUAGUUGGCAUCUAUAAAAUACUUGAAAAGGAACAAAGCAUUGAAUCAUCUGCUCUCUGGUCCUGCUUCUUCAAUUACAAUGAGGUUAUAAGAUUGAGUCAGAGUGAAGUCUUUGAUGAAUCUUAGGCUUUGAAGGAUGCAUCAAAUCAGUAUUCUACUGAAAAUAGAAGAAUAGACAAGUUAUGCAACUCACCUGUGAGAUCUAAGUAUCUCUCAUAGAAUUACCUGGACAAUUACCUAUUUGUAGAGGGGAUCUGCAAAAACUUAAAGUUCUCUUAAAAACUAUCGAAGAUAGCAUUUUGCGGUUUGAGGCUUUCAAUAGAUUCAAUGAGAAUACUGAGUGAAUCAAUCAUUAAGAAUAAAGUAUUAAAAGAAGUGGUUUUUAACUUUUGCCUGCUUGAUAUUCCUAUGAUUGAGGCCAUAAUGCCUGCAUUGUGCUAAAAUACUAGCAUUGAAACGGUUAAUUUUUCAUGCAAUGGACUUGAAGACGAUACUGGCUAUCUAAUGGCGAAAAUAGUAUCUUCGUAGUCAGAAAGAAGAGAUCAAGUAGUAUGGACAUACUCGCUUAGAGGUGAGUUACCCCCUAAUGAUGAAUAUAAAAAUGGAUUAAAAUAGCUUAUUCUAAGUCAUAAUAAUUUCUCUGAUAUUUUGGCAAGUGAACUUAUCCUAGCCUUAAGAAAUGACUUGUACCUAAGAAGUAUUGAUCUCAGGAAUAACAAAAUUAGCCCACACUGGGUUGAAGAAUUUGUAAAACUAAUGAAGUCAAAUGGAUCACUGACUAAUAUAGACUUGAGAGAGAAUCCAGGCUUGACAAUAAAGUUACACAGGAAAUUAGCACUUGGCUUGCUAAGAAAUAUUUAGGAUCUCAAGGAAAAAGGAGAGUUAGAACUUGAUUCAUAGGAUGGAACAAAUGAAGAUGAAUCUGAGGAGAUCAAAGGCAAGUUCGUUAAGUUUAAUGUGUUCACAGUUGAAAUUCCUUAAAAAUUCAUGAAAAAAUUUUCUCAAAAAUUAAUGGCAAUAAAGAAAAGGAAGGGUAGUACUGGAAGAAACUCUAGCAUAGACCUUGGGAAGAAGGAUGAAUAGAAUAUCAAUCAGCAGAUUUAACACUAGGCUCAGAAGCCUAAGCUUUUGUCUAAGAAAUUUACUCCAUCUUCCUAUCAAUCAAGAGCAAGCACUGCAAUUACAAAGACUUAAAGUUCAAUGAGUAUCAAAUCUACCUAGAGAGGUAGCUCUAAGAGUUAGCCAACAUUAAAGAAAAAUUCUUAAUUUGCAAUGUCCUAGGAGAUUAACAUCUAAAAUGUGCUUAUGAAUGACAAGAACCUUGAGCCCAUUGGAGAGGAGUCAAAGAUAGAAAAUAGCACAUCAAUGAACUAAUUGAAAUAAAGAUACGAUUUAAUAAAUGAUCAAAGAACAAUCGAUCUCUAAGCAGCUAGGAAGGGUCACACAUAGGUAUCUUCUGUUGAAAUCGCUUCUCCCUAAUAGUAUCUUUAUCAAGACCACUAGCAUGAUGAACAUGAUUUGAUUUCAAUCGACUCCUCGGCUCAAAAGGUGCUUAAAUUUAAUGAUGAUGAUCUGUUAGAGCCAUUAAAGCAAAAAAAUUAAUGCAAUCACUGCAAGAAAUGCAAAGAUAUCUAAAAGCACUUCUAUCUGUCAGAGUCCAAAGGACUUUAACUAGCCAUUGAAAACUAUAAAUUGCGAAAAGUAAUUUAGACUACACUGAAUAACAACACUGGGGAGAGCCCAUCAGAGGCACUGAGUCUAAUUUACUCAUAAAAUUAAUCUUCACAUAGGUAAUCUGUGUUGAGUAAUUAGAAUCCUGAGAACGAUCAGCAGAUAAUUUCAAGGAUGGACGAAUUGAUGUAGGAGUUGAAGUACCUAGCUUAAAAGAUCGAAAUAAUCCCAUAAGAUAAAACUGCAUAUCCCGAUAAUUAAAGAUAGAAUCAACAUCUCAGUGAAGGAGGUGCUGCACAUUCAGCAGGGACUAAAUAACAAAUGAGAUAUAAGAAUAAGAAACGCUGA
This is a messenger RNA of Stylonychia lemnae, 2199 nucleotides long. The record is from the annotation of a GenBank genome assembly. Lineage: Eukaryota; Ciliophora; Spirotrichea; Sporadotrichida; Oxytrichidae.